UUAAAUAAACUUCUAACAUAAGUGAUCAUUUUGUCAUUUUCCUCUCCUUAGACUAAACAAAAACCACCACCUUAAAAUCCCAUUUUUCUCCGGUUCUUGAAACCUCCAUUAUUGUAACUGAACAACAAACAACAAUGUCUUCCUACAACAACAGGGCAUCCUAUUCACCUUCUGCACCACCCCUUACUGACCCAAACACCCCACCAAUAGCCCACCCUUACCACCCUCCACCCCCCUCUUCCACAAAUUAUUCAUACCCAAAUUACCCUCAGCAACCUGGUUCUUCUUAUGGGUAUUACCAGAAUACUCCAAAUUAUGCUUCUUUUUUUCCUCCUGGAACUGACCCACAAGUUAUUCAGAGUUUUCAGAUGGUUGAUAGGGACCAUAGUGGAUUUGUUGAAGAUAAAGAGUUACAACAAGCUCUUUCUUCUGGUUAUCAAAGGUUUAGUCUUAGGACUAUUCG
Messenger RNA from Capsicum annuum, 463 nucleotides. Its product is annotated as probable calcium-binding protein CML48. The record is from RefSeq and is a predicted model, not a curated record. Lineage: Eukaryota; Viridiplantae; Streptophyta; Magnoliopsida; Solanales; Solanaceae. Gene Ontology annotation, molecular function: calcium ion binding.